Molecule: messenger RNA, 2276 nt
Organism: Drosophila obscura
Lineage: Eukaryota; Metazoa; Arthropoda; Insecta; Diptera; Drosophilidae
Gene: Uvrag
Product: UV radiation resistance-associated gene protein
Exons: 4
Coding region: 154-2229 (691 amino acids)
Biological process (GO): SNARE complex assembly
Cellular component (GO): endosome; lytic vacuole
Molecular function (GO): SNARE binding
Source: RefSeq, a predicted model, not a curated record
AAGGGUCUGUCACACUGCAGAAAACAGCUGUUAUUUUUUUUUGUUAAAAUUCAUUGCGAAAAACUACAACAAUAGUUAAUUUGGUGGACAAUGCACUGGGUAGCCGCAAGAUCGUAACGUAACCGGCAUCCAACCCCUCUAUCCACUGUUGCGAUGAAUCUGCGGCCGCGCUGCCGAAAAUGGUUGCCGCUGGCAACGCAGCAGCUCCGUCUCCGCAACCUGACGCGUAUACAGGGAUUCAAUAUUGUGUGUCGGCAAUGGAGUGUGGCGACGGAGACGGUAGUGGAAACCGAGGCGGAGGCAGAGGAUGUGCUGCUCUACUAUACGCUGCACUCAGAUAAGGCUAGUGAGGCGCUCUACACGAGCGAAAAGCUGCCGCAGCGCCAUCAGCAGCAAAAGUGGGCGGAGAUCGGGGCAGACGGCGAUGCCUGGCGAAAAUCUAACGCGCAGUGUGUGUGCGUCAAGGUGUGGAAGCACUGGCCGGCAGCCAAGCGAGCUGCUGGCCAAACAAGAGAGACUGACGCCAGGACGAAGGACAUGUGCGGGGAGCCUGGGAGACGCCCCGAACUGCUGUUCAGCUGGGGCGUGUACUUCUCCGGCCUGAUACCCUUGGCUCCUCUGACGAUUGGCCAGUGCGGCCAGAACUGUUUGAUUUUCCAAAUGAAUGGCGAGCAGUUUGUGUCCCCGUCGAUGAUCAGCGAGCAGGGCCUGCAUGCGCAGCUGCAUCUGCACUAUCAGAACUACGGAGAGGAGGAGAAGGAGGAGCAGCCCAAGGACCAGCUCGGCAUCAACUCGCCCAAUACCAGUCGCAGCGCGAGCCCCGUCCUGAAGAUGAGCACGAUGCGGUACGCUCAACUGAAGUGCCAUCAGCAGGAGAUUCGCCGCAGCUACAACCUGGACAAGCUGCUUCUGCUGCAGCGACUGCAGCGGCUCCAGCAGCAGAAGCUGCGCCACAUGUCUGAGAUCGGCAAGGAGAUUGCUCGCCUGAGCGUUCACUGCGUGACCAGGAACGAACUGCGGCUAAAGCCUCGCACCACAUCCCUGUCCGGAGACCACUCCCACCACAUCCACCAUUCCAUGGGGCGUACUCUCAGCGUUCUGCUGGCCGAGCAGCAGCAGAUUGCCCCCUUGGCCCUGUACAAUGCCCAACAGCUGACCAAGCAGAUUGAGGGGCUGCGCUGCAAGCAACGGCUGCUCCAAGCGGAGCGGGAAACCUUCCAGCAGCGCAACAAGAAGGCCAAGCAACGUUUGGAGGCACUCGGCGAGACAAGGGAGGCCCUGCAGCAGCAGUUGCACAGGCAGCGGCAUCAACUCGAACAAGAGCGCCUGGAGCUGCGAACGGUGCAGCCCCAGCAUCUGGCCCAGCGUGAUCAGCGACGCCAGAUUAUGCGACAGAUGGACAGACGCAUGUCGACCUUGGUGCUAGAACUGCAGGAGAUCUACAAUAUACAGAGCGUGGGCGGGGGUCAGCAGCUCAGCAUUUGCGGCAUUGCCUUCCCCCACAUGGAGCAGUACACAAGUGAUUCGCGGCAGGCGGCCAAUGCCCAGGUCCUCGAGAAUGUCUCACCGCUGGCGGUGAGUGCGGCCCUCGGCUAUGUGGCACAUCUAGUGCAGAUGCUGGCCAUUAUCAUGGACCGGCCCCUGCGGAACCGCAUUCUCUACGAGCCCUCCAAAACGAGGAUUGUGGACGAGAUCAAAGAACUCACCUACACCACAAGAGAGUUCCCCUUGUAUACGCGCUCCAUUCUGCCGUCGCAACAGACCAAAUAUGCCAUCUACCUGCUGCGUCAGAACGUCUCUCAGCUGUGCUUUGAUAUUAUCGGCCACUGUGAUCUGCGCAACACCUUUGGAAAUCUUUUGGAGCUGUUCAGCACCUUGCGAUACAUCGAACGCACCCAAAGGGGUGACGAGACGGACAGUGGCAGGACGCGGCUGGUAAAUGGUCUGACCACGCCAGCGAACUCGCACUUGUCCCAGUCCCAUUCAUCGGUGGAUAUGAAUCAUGUGGCGCUGCCCACCACCGCAAAUGCGGCCAAAGAUGCCCUGCUCCAGCAGCUGCUGCCACCGGGCGUGAGUCAGGCUCUGGCCAUCGAGGGUUAUGCGUCAACGCAGCGCAUUUGUCGUUCCGUGGGCUCCUACUCGGAUGGCGAGGAUGAGUUUCGACCCAGAUUGGAACACAACUAUUCUAAUUCGGACUCAAACAUACCGCUACAAACGGAGCGCAGCUGAAUACCAAUAUAUCUGAUGUAUCGAGCGUCUAUACUCGUAUUUAUUCC